AUGUCUGUAUGGUUUCUGUCACUCUCAUCGUCCACUCACGGUCCACUCCCCGUCCACCGACCGUCCACUCCUCGUCCACCGACCGUCCACUCCCCGUCCACCGACCGUCCACUACCCGUCCACUCCUCGUCCACUCCUCGUCCACUCCUCGUCCACUCACCGUCCACUCCCCGUCCACUCACCGUCCACUCCUCGUCCACUCCCCGUCCACUCCCCGUCCACUCUCCGUCCACUCCUCGUCCACUCACCGUCCACCCACCGUCCACUCCUCGUCCACCCACCGUCCACUCCCCACUCCCUGUCCACUCCCCGUCCACUCUCCGUCCACCCACCGUCCACUCACCGUCCACUCCCCGUCCACUCCCCGUCCACUCCCCGUCCACCCACCGUCCACUACCCGUCCACUCCUCGUCCACUCCUCGUCCACUCCCCGUCCACUCACCCUCCACUCCCCGUCCACUCCCCGUCCACCCACCGUCCACUCACCGUCCACUCCCCGUCCACUCCCCGUCCACCCCCCGUCCACUCCCCUCCACCCACCGUCCACUCCCCGUCCACCCACCGUCCACUCCCCACUCCCCGUCCACUCACCGUCCACUCCCUGUCCACUCCCCGUCCACCCACCGUCCACUCACCGUCCACUCCCCGUCCACUCCCCGUCCACCCACCGUCCACUCACCGUCCACUCCCCGUCCACUCCCCGUCCACCGACCGUCCACUACCCGUCCACUCCUCGUCCACUCCUCGUCCACUCCUCGUCCACUCACCGUCCACUCCCCUUCCACUCCUCGUCCACUCCUCGUCCACUCCCCGUCCACUCUCCGUCCACUCCUCGUCCACUCCCCGUCCACUCACCGUCCACCCACCGUCCACUCCCGUCCACUCCCCACUCCUCGUCCACCCACCGUCCACUCCCCACUCCCCGUCCACUCCCCGUCCACUCCCCGUCCACUCUCCGUCCACCCACCGUCCACUCACCGUCCACUCCCCGUCCACUCCCCGUCCACUCCCCGUCCACUCCCCGUCCACUCCCCGUCCACCCACCGUCCACUACCCGUCCACUCCUCGUCCACUCCUCGUCCACUCCCCGUCCACUCCUCGUCCACUCACCGUCCACUCACCGUCCACUCCUCGUCCACUCCCCGUCCACUCACCCUCCACUCCCCUCCACUCCUCGUCCACUCCCGUCCACUCCCCGUCCACCCACCGUCCACUCACCGUCCACCCCCCGUCCACUCCCCGUCCACUCCCCGUCCACUCCCCGUCCACUCCCGUCCACUCCCGUCCACUCCCCGUCCACUCCCCGUCCACCCCCGUCCACUCCACCGUCCACUCCCCGUCCACUCCCGUCCACUCCCCGUCCACCCCCCGUCCACUCCCCGUCCACCCACCGUCCACUCCCCGUCCACCCACCGUCCACUCCCCGUCCACUCCCCGUCCACUCCCCUCCACCCCGUCCACUCCCCGUCCACUCCCCGUCCACUCACCGUCCACUCCCCGUCCACCCCCGUCCACUCCCCGUCCACCCACCGUCCACUCACGUCCACUCCCCGUCCACUCCCCGUCCACUCACCGUCCACUCCCGUCCACUCCCCGUCCACUCCCCGUCCACCCCCGUCCACUCACCGUCCACUCCCCGUCCACUCCCCGUCCAUCCCCGUCCACUCCCCGUCCACUCCCCGUCCACUCCCCGUCCACUCCCCGUCCACUCCCCGUCCACUCCCCGUCCACUCCCCGUCCACUCCCGUCCACCCCCGUCCACUCCACCGUCCACUCCCACCCGUCCACUCCCCCCCGUCCACUCACCGUCCACUCCCCGUCCACUCCCCGUCCACUCCCCGUCCACUCGUCCACUCCCCGUCCACUCCCCGUCCACUCCCGUCCACUCCCCGUCCACUCCCCGUCCACUCACCGUCCACUCCCCGUCCACUCCCGUCCACUCCCCGUCCACUCCCGUCCACUCACCGUCCACUCCCGUCCACUCCCGUCCACUCCCCGUCCACUCCCGUCCACCCACCGUCCACUCCCUCCACUCCCGUCCACUCCCCGUCCACUCCCGUCCACUCCCCGUCCACUCCCCGUCCACUCCCCGUCCACCCCCGUCCACUCCCCCACUCCCCGUCCACUCCCCGUCCACUCCCGUCCACCCACCGUCCACUCACCGUCCACUCCCCGUCCACUCCCGUCCACUCCCCGUCCACCCCCGCCACCCACCGUCCACUCACCGUCCACUCCCCGUCCACUCCCGUCCACCCCCGUCCACUCCCCGUCCACUCCCCGUCCACUCCCGUCCACUCCCCGUCCACUCCCCGUCCACUCCCGUCCACUCCCGUCCACUCCCGUCCACUCCCCGUCCACUCCCCGUCCACUCCCCGUCCACUCCCCGUCCACUCCCCGUCCACCCACCGUCCACUCACCGUCCACUCCCCGUCCACUCCCCGUCCACCCCCGUCCACUCCCGUCCACUCCCCGUCCACUCCCCGUCACUCCCGUCCACUCCCCGUCCACUCCCCGUCCACUCACCGUCCACUCCCCGUCCACUCCCCGUCCACUCCCCGUCCACUCACCGUCCACUCCCCGUCCACCACCGUCCACUCCCCGUCCACUCACCGUCCACUCCCCGUCCACUCCCGUCCACCCACCGUCCACUCCCCGUCCACUCCCCGUCCACUCCCGUCCACUCACCGUCCACUCCCCCUGUCCACUCCCCGUCCACCCACCGUCCACUCACCGUCCACUCCCGUCCACCCCCGUCCACUCACCGUCCACUCCCCGUCCACUCCCCGUCCACUCACCGUCCACUCCCCGUCCACUCCCCGUCCACUCCCCGUCCACCACCGUCCACUCCCCGUCCACUCCCGUCCACUCCCGUCCACUCACCGUCCACUCCCGUCCACUCCCGUCCACCCCCGUCCACUCACCGUCCACUCCCCGUCCACUCCCCGUCCACUCCCCGUCCACUCACCGUCCACUCCCCGUCCACUCACCGUCCACUCCCCGUCCACUCCACCGUCCACUCCCCGUCCACUCACCGUCCACUCCCCGUCCACUCCCCGUCCACUCACCGUCCACUCACCGUCCACUCACCGUCCACUCCCCGUCCACUCCCCGUCCACUCCCCGUCCACUCCCCGUCCACUCCCCGUCCACUCCCGUCCACUCACCGUCCACUCCCCGUCCACUCCCCCGUCCACUCACCGUCCACCCACCGUCCACUCCCGUCCACUCCACUCCUCGUCCACCCACCGUCCACUCCCCACUCCCCGUCCACUCCCCGUCCACUCUCCGUCCACCCACCGUCCACUCACCGUCCACUCCCCGUCCACUCCCCGUCCACCCCCCGUCCACUCCCCGUCCACUCCCCGUCCACCCACCGUCCACUACCCGUCCACUCCUCGUCCACUCCUCGUCCACUCCCGUCCACUCACCGUCCACUCACCGUCCACUCACCGUCCACUCCUCGUCCACUCCCCGUCCACUCACCGUCCACUCCCCUUCCACUCCUCGUCCACUCCUCGUCCACUCCCCGUCCACCCACCGUCCACUCCCGUCCACCCCCGUCCACUCCCCGUCCACUCCCCUCCACUCCACCGUCCACUCACCGUCCACUCCCUGUCCACUCCCCGUCCACUCCCCGUCCACCCACCGUCCACUCACCGUCCACUCCCCGUCCACUCCCCGCCACCCCCGUCCACUCCCCGUCCACCCACCGUCCACUCCCGUCCACCCCCGUCCACUCCCCGUCCACCCCCGUCCACUCCCCGUCCACUCCCCGUCCACUCCACCGUCCACCACCGUCCACUCCCGUCCACUCCCCGUCCACUCACCGUCCACUCCCCGUCCACUCCCCGUCCACUCCCCGUCCACUCCCCGUCCACUCACCGUCCACUCCAUCCCCACUCCCCGUCCACUCCCCGUCCACCCCCGUCCACUCCCCGUCCACUCACCGUCCACUCCCCGUCCACCCCCCGUCCACUCCACCCGUCCACUCACCGUCCACCCACCGUCCACUCCUCGUCCACUCCCCACUCCUCGUCCACCCACCGUCCACUCCCCCUCCCUCCCCCGUCCACUCCCCGUCCACCCACCGUCCACCCACCGUCCACCACCGUCCACUCCCCGUCCACUCCCCGUCCACUCCCCGUCCACCCACCGUCCACUACCCGUCCACUCCUCGUCCACUCCCUCCGUCCACUCACCGUCCACUCCCGUCCACUCCCCGUCCACUCCCCUUCCACUCCUCGUCCACUCCUCGUCCACUCCCCGUCCACCCACCGUCCACUCACCGUCCACUCCCUGUCCACUCCCCGUCCACUCCCCGUCCACCCACCGUCCACUCACCGUCCACUCCCCGUCCACUCCCCGUCCACCCCCCGUCCACUCCCCGUCCACCCACCGUCCACUCCCGUCCACCCACCGUCCACUCCCCACUCCCCGUCCACUCCCCGUCCACUCUCCGUCCACCCACCGUCCACUCACCGUCCACUCCCCGUCCACUCCCCGUCCACCCCCGUCCACUCCCCGUCCACCCACCGUCCACUCACCGUCCACUCCCUGUCCACUCCCCGUCCACCCACCGUCCACUCACCGUCCACUCCCCGUCCACUCCUCGUCCACUCCCCGUCCACCCACCGUCCACUCACCGUCCACUCCCCGUCCACUCACCGUCCACUCCCCGUCCACCUCUCCGUCCACUCACCGUCCAUUCCCCGUCCACCCACCGUCCACUCACCGUCCACUCACCGUCCACUCCCCGUCCACUCCCCACUCCCCGUCCACUCCCCGUCCACCCACCGUCCACUCACCGUCCACUCCCCGUCCACUCACCGUCCACUCCCCGUCCACCCACCGUCCACUCCCCGUCCACCCACCGUCCACUCCCCGUCCACUCCCCGUCCACCCACCGUCCACCCCCCGUCCACUCCCCGUCCACUCCCUGUCCACUCACCGUCCACUCCCUGUCCACUCCCCGUCCACCCACCGUCCACUCACCGUCCACUCCUCGUCCACUCCCCGUCCACUCCCCGUCCACCCACCGUCCACUCACCGUCCACUCCCCGUCCACUCACCGUCCACUCCCCGUCCACUCACCGUCCACUCCCCGUCCACCCACCGUCCACUCCCCGUCCACUCACCGUUUACUCCCCGUCCACCCACCGUCCACCCACCGUCCACUCCCACUCCCCGUCCACUCCCCACUCCCCGUCCACUCCCCGUCCACCCACCGUCCACUCCCCGUCCACCCACCGUCCACUCCCCGUCCACUCACCGUCCACUCCCCGUCCACCACCGUCCACUCCCCGUCCACUCACCGUCCACUCCCCGUCCACCACCGUCCACUCCCCGUCCACUCACCGUCCACUGUCCGUCCACUCACCGUCCACUCACCGUCCACCCACCGUCCACUCACCGUCCACUCCCCGUCCACCCACCGUCCACUCACCGUCCACUCCCUGUCCACUCCCCGUCCACUCCCCGUCCACCCACCGUCCACUCACCGUCCACUCCCCGUCCACUCCCCGUCCACCCCCCGUCCACUCCCCGUCCACCCACCGUCCACUCCCCGUCCACCCACCGUCCACUCCCCACUCCCCGUCCACUCCCCGUCCACUCUCCGUCCACCCACCGUCCACUCACCGUCCACUCCCCGUCCACUCCCCGUCCACCCCCGUCCACUCCCCGUCCACCCACCGUCCACUCACCGUCCACUCCCUGUCCACUCCCCGUCCACCCACCGUCCACUCACCGUCCACUCCCCGUCCACUCCCCGUCCACUCCGCCACCCCGUCCACUCCCGUCCACUCCCCGUCCACUCCCCGUCCACUCCCCGUCCACUCCCCGUCCACUCCCGUCCACUCCCCGUCCACCCACCGUCCACUCCCGUCCACCCGUCCACUCCCCGUCCACUCACCGUCCACCCACCGUCCACUCCCCGUCCACUCCCCGUCCACUCCCCACUCCCCGUCCACUCCCCGUCCACUCCCCGUCCACUCACCGUCCACUCCCCGUCCACUCCCCGUCCACCCACCGUCCACUCACCGUCCACUCCCCGUCCACCCACCAUCCACUCCCCGUCCACUCACCGUCCACUCCCCGUCCACUCCCCGUCCACCCACCGUCCACCCCCCGUCCACUCCCCGUCCACUCCCUGUCCACUCACCGUCCACUCCCCGUCCACUCCCCGUCCACCCACCGUCCACUCACCGUCCACUCCUCGUCCACUCCCCGUCCACCCACCGUCCACUCACCGUCCACUCCCCGUCCACUCCCGUCACUCCCCUCACCGUCCACACUCCACCGUCCACUCCCUCAUCCCCGUCCACUCCCCGUCCACCACCGUCCACUCCCCGUCCACUCCCGUCCACUCCCCGUCCACUCCCGUCCACCACCGUCCACCCCCGUCCACUCCCCGUCCACUCCCUGUCCACUCCCCGUCCACUCCCUGUCCACUCCCCGUCCACCCACCGUCCACUCCCGUCCACUCCUCGUCCACUCCCCGUCCACCACCGUCCACUCCCGUCCACUCCCCGUCCACUCCCGUCCACUCCCGUCCACUCACCGUCCACUCCCCGUCCACCGACCGUCCACUCCCGUCCACUCCUCGUCCACUCCUCGUCCACUCCCGUCCACUCACCGUCCACUCCCCUUCCACUCCUCGUCCACUCCCCGUCCACCACCGUCCACUCACCGUCCACUCCCGUCCACUCCCCGUCCACUCCCCGUCCACUCCCCGUCCACUCCCCGUCCACUCUCCGUCCACUCCUCGUCCACUCCCCGUCCACUCACCGUCCACUCCCCGUCCACUCACCGUCCACUCCCCGUCCACCGACCGUCCACUACCCGUCCACUCCUCGUCCACUCCUCGUCCACUCCUCGUCCACUCACCGUCCACUCCCCUUCCACUCCUCGUCCACUCCCCGUCCACUCCCCGUCCACUCCCCGUCCACUCCCCGUCCACUCUCCGUCCACUCCUCGUCCACUCCCCGUCCACUCACCGUCCACCCACCGUCCACUCCUCGUCCACUCCCCACUCCUCGUCCACCCACCGUCCACUCCCCACUCCCCGUCCACUCCCCACUCCCCGUCCACUCCCCGUCCACUCUCCGUCCACCCACCGUCCACUCACCGUCCACUCCCCGUCCACUCCCCGUCCACCCCCCGUCCACUCCCCGUCCACUCCCCGUCCACCCACCGUCCACUCCUCGUCCACUCCUCGUCCACUCCCCGUCCACUCACCCUCCACUCCCCUUCCACUCCUCGUCCACUCCUCGUCCACUCCCCGUCCACCCACCGUCCACUCACCGUCCACCCCCCGUCCACUCCCCGUCCACUCCCCGUCCACCCACCGUCCACUCACCGUCCACUCCCUGUCCACUCCCCGUCCACUCCCCGUCCACCCACCGUCCACUCACCGUCCACUCCCCGUCCACUCCCCGUCCACCCCCCGUCCACCCCCCGUCCACUCCCCGUCCACCCACCGUCCACUCCCCGUCCACCCACCGUCCACUCCCCACUCCCCGUCCACUCCCCGUCCACUCCGUCCGUCCACCCACCGUCCACUCACCGUCCACUCCCGUCCACCCCCCGUCCACUCCCCGUCCACCCACCGUCCACUCACCGUCCACUCCCUGUCCACUCCCCGUCCACCCACCGUCCACUCACCGUCCACUCCCCGUCCACUCCCCGUCCACCCCCCGUCCACUCCCCGUCCACCCACCGUCCACUCACCGUCCACUCCCCGGUCCACUCCCCGUCCACCCACCGUCCACUCACCGUCCACUCACCGUCCACUCCCCGUCCACUCCCCGUCCACUCACCGUCCACUCCCCGUCCACCCACCGUCCACUCACCGUCCACUCCCCGUCCACUCACCGUCCACCCACCGCCCACUCCCCGUCCACUCCCCGUCCACUCCCCACUCCCCGUCCACCCACCGUCCACUCACCGUCCACUCCCCGUCCACUCCCCGUCCACUCCCCGUCCACCCACCGUCCACUCCCCGUCCACUCACCGUCCACUCCCCGUCCACCCACCGUCCACCCCCCGUCCACUCCCCGUCCACUCCCUGUCCACUCCACCGUCCACUCCCUGUCCACUCCCCGUCCACCCACCGUCCACUCACCGUCCACUCACCGUCCACUCCUCGUCCACUCCCCGUCCACUCACCGUCCACUCCCCGUCCACUCACCGUCCACUCCCCGUCCACCCACCGUCCACUCCCCGUCCACUCCCCGUCCACUCACCGUUUACUCCCCGUCCACCCACCGUCCACUCACCGUCCACUCACCGUCCACUCCCCGUCCACCCACCGUCCACUCACCGUCCACUCCCCACUCCCCGUCCACUCCCCGUCCACCCACCGUCCACUCCCCGUCCACUCACCGUCCACCCACCGUCCACUCCUCGUCCACUCCCCACUCCUCGUCCACCCACCGUCCACUCACCGUCCACUCCCCGUCCAUCCACCGUCCACUACCCGUCCACUCCUCGUCCACUCCUCGUCCACUCCCCGUCCACUCCUCGUCCACUCCUCGUCCACUCACCGUCCACUCACCGUCCACUCCUCGUCCACUCCCCGUCCACUCACCGUCCACUCCCCUUCCACUCCUCGUCCACUCCUCGUCCACUCACCGUCCACUCCCUGUCCACUCCCCGUCCACUCCCCGUCCACCCACCGUCCACUCACCGUCCACUCCCCGUCCACUCCCCGUCCACCCCCCGUCCACUCCCCGUCCACCCACCGUCCACUCCCCGUCCACCCACCGUCCACUCCCCACUCCCCGUCCACUCCCCGUCCACUCUCCACUCCCGUCCACCCACCGUCCACUCACCGUCCACUCCCCGUCCACUCACCGUUUACUCCCCGUCCACCCACCGUCCACUCACCGUCCACUCCCCGUCCACCCACCGUCCACUCACCGUCCAGUCCCCACUCCCCGUCCACUCCCCGUCCACCCACCGUCCACUCCCCGUCCACUCACCGUCCACUCCCCGUCCACCCACCGUCCACUCCCCGUCCACUCACCGUCCACCCACCGUCCACUCCUCGUCCACUCCCCACUCCUCGUCCACCCACCGUCCACUCCCCACUCCCCGUCCACGUCCACUCCCCGUCCACUCUCCGUCCACCCACCGUCCACUCACCGUCCACUCCCGUCCACUCCCCGUCCACUUCCCGUCCACCCACCGUCCACUACCCGUCCACUCCUCGUCCACUCCUCGUCCACUCACCGUCCACUCACCGUCCACUCACCGUCCACUCCUCGUCCACUCCCCGUCCACUCCCCUUCCACUCCUCGUCCACUCCUCGUCCACUCCCCACUCCCCACUCCCCGUCCACUCCCCGUCCACUCUCCGUCCACCCACCGUCCACUCACCGUCCACUCCCUGUCCACUCCCCGUCCACUCCCCGUCCACCCACCGUCCACUCACCGUCCACUCCCCGUCCACUCCCCGUCCACCCCCGUCCAUUCCCCGUCCCCCCCGUCCACCCACCGUCCACUCCCCGUCCACCCACCGUCCACUCCCCACUCCCCGUCCACUCCCCGUCCACUCUCCGUCCACCCACCGUCCACUCACCGUCCACUCCCCGUCCACUCCCCGUCCACCCCCCGUCCACUCCCCGUCCACCCACCGUCCACUCACCGUCCACUCCCUGUCCACUCCCCGUCCACCCACCGUCCACUCACCGUCCACUCCCCGUCCACUCCUCGUCCACUCCCCGUCCACCCACCGUCCACUCACCGUCCACUCCCCGUCCACUCACCGUCCACUCCCCGUCCACUCUCCGUCCACUCACCGUCCACUCCCCGUCCACCCACCGUCCACUCACCGUCCACUCCCCGUCCACUCCCCGUCCACCCCCCGUCCACUCCCCGUCCACCCACCGUCCACUCCCCGUCCACCCACCGUCCACUCCCCACUCCCCGUCCACUCCCCGUCCACUCUCCGUCCACCCACCGUCCACUCACCGUCCACUCCCCGUCCACUCACCGUUUACUCCCCGUCCACCCACCGUCCACUCACCGUCCACUCCCCGUCCACCCACCGUCCACUCACCGUCCACUCCCCUCCACUCCCACUCCACCGUCACCCACCGUCCACUCCCCGUCCACUCACCGUCCACUCCCCGUCCACCCACCGUCCACUCCCCGUCCACUCACCGUCCACCCACCGUCCACUCCUCGUCCACUCCCCACUCCUCGUCCACCCACCGUCCACCUCCCCACCACCGUCCCCGUCCACUCCCCGUCCACUCCCCGUCCACCCCGUCACCGUCCACUCACCGUCCACUCCCCGUCCACUCCCCGUCCACCCUCCGUCCACUACCCGUCCACUCCUCGUCCACUCCUCGUCCACUCCCCGUCCACUCCCCUUCCACUCCUCGUCCACUCCUCGUCCACUCCCCGUCCACUCCCCUUCCACUCCUCGUCCACUCCUCGUCCACUCCCCGUCCACCCACCGUCCACUCACCGUCCACUCCCUGUCCACUCCCCGUCCACUCCCCGUCCACCCACCGUCCACUCACCGUCCACUCCCCGUCCACUCGCCGUCACCCCCCGUCCACUCCCCGUCCACCCACCGUCCACUCCCCGUCCACCCACCGUCCACUCCCCACUCCCCGUCCACUCCCGUCCACUCUCCGUCCACUCCACCGUCCACUCACCGUCCCACUCACCGUCCACUCCCCGUCCACUCCCGUCCCGUCCACUCCCCGUCCACCCACCGUCCACUCACCGUCCACUCCCUGUCCACUCCCCGUCCACCCACCGUCCACUCACCGUCCACUCCCCGUCCACUCCUCGUCCACUCCCCGUCCACCCACCGUCCACUCACCGUCCACUCACCGUCCACUCCCGUCCACUCUCCGUCCACUCACCGUCCACUCCCCGUCCACCCACCGUCCACUCACCGUCCACUCACCGUCCACUCCCGUCCACUCCCCACUCCCCGUCCACUCCCCGUCCACCCACCGUCCACUCCCCGUCCACUCCCCGUCCACUCCCCGUCCACCCCCGUCCACUCCCCGUCCACCCCACCGUCCACUCCCCGUCCACUCCCCGUCCACUCCCCCGUCCACCCCCGUCCACUCCCCGUCCACUCCCCGUCCACUCACCGUCCACUCCCGUCCACUCCCCGUCCACCCACCGUCCACUCACCGUCCACUCCUGUCCACUCCCCGUCCACUCCCCGUCCACUCACCGUCCACUCCCGUCCACUCCCCGUCCACUCCCCCGUCCACUCACCGUCCACUCACCGUCCACUCCCGUCCACCCACGUCCACUCACCGUCCACCCCCGUCCACUCCCGUCCACCCCCGUCCACUCACCGUCCACUCCCCGUCCACUCACCGUCCACUCCCCGUCCACUCACCGUCCACUCCCGUCCACCCACCGUCCACUCCCCGUCCACUCACCGUUUACUCCCCGUCCACCCACCGUCCACUCACCGUCCACUCCCCCACUCCCCGUCCACCCACCGUCCACUCCCCGUCCACUCACCGUCCACUCCCCGUCCACCCACCGUCCACUCCCCGUCCACUCACCGUCCACUCCCCACUCCCCGUCCACCCACCGUCCACUCACCGUCCACUCCCCGUCCACCCACCGUCCACUCACCGUCCACUCCCCACUCCCCGUCCACCCACCGUCCACUCCCCGUCCACCCACCGUCCACUCCCCGUCCACUCACCGUCCACCCACCGUCCACUCCCCGUCCACUCACCGUCCACUCCCCGUCCACCCCCCGUCCACUCCCCGUCCACUCACCGUCCACUGUCCGUCCACUCACCGUCCACUCACCGUCCACCCACCGUCCACUCACCGUCCACUCCCCGUCCACUCCCCGUCCACCCACCGUCCACUCACCGUCCACUCCCCGUCCACCCACCGUCCACUCCCCGUCCGCUCCCCGUCCGCUCACCGUCCACCCACCGUCCACUCACCGUCCACCCACCGUCCACUCCCCGUCCACCCACCGUCCACUCCCCGUCCACUCCCCGUCCACUCACCGUCCACCCACCGUCCACCCACCGUCCACUCCCCGUCCACUCACUGUCCUCUGCGGUCCUGUUUUGCAGCUCUGCGGUGCGUUCGUGGUGGCCUUUGGAGAGUUCCAGAUGAUGAAUUCAAAGUUCAGGUCUCUGGUCACCUCCUUCUGGCCCAUCUAUCCAGCCAACACUCUGGUGGUGACAGGAACCAUCGUGACCUGCGUGUGCUUCCUGGGGAUCCUGGGGGGAUUCAAGGAGAACCGCUGCAUGAUCAUCGCUUUUUUCCUGCUGCUCUUCAUCCUGAUGCUGGUGGAGUUGGCCAUGGCGUGUGUCUUCCUCGUCUACAGCAGUAAGAUCCACAGCUAUUUUGAAGAUGACCUGAUGAGGAGCCUGGUGAGCUACAGAGACGGCACACCAGAGGCCACCGAGAAGCUGAUCGACAACUUUGACACCGUUCAGCACCUGUUCCAGUGCUGUGGGGUGCAUGAGGCGGGGGACUGGGGCGACAACAUUCCCAUCUCCUGCUGCACUACGGACCCAUGCAACGUCGUCAACUACACCAUCUGGGACGAGGAAAAGAAGUCUGUCCCUCUUCCUCCUCUUCCUCUUCCUCGUCUCACUCUGUGCUCUCUGCAGGGCUGCAUGUUGAAGCUCAGGGACUGGUUUUCACAUAACUACCGCAGCACCGGCGCUGGAGUGGUCACAAUGUUCAUCCUGCAGUUCGUUUGCCUGUGCAUCAGCCUGCCUCUGUUCUGCUACUUGAGCGUCCAAGGCCUGGGUUUCCAGUGA
Messenger RNA from Knipowitschia caucasica, 12777 nucleotides. Lineage: Eukaryota; Metazoa; Chordata; Actinopteri; Gobiiformes; Gobiidae. The record is from the annotation of a GenBank genome assembly.